AUGAUUCUUUUGGUGACCCUGAGCCCGGGGGCUGUUGGAAGCAAUGAAAAGGCUGCUGCGCCGUCGACGCUUGAUGAAAGGUUCAAGCAGCUGGCUCAGCAGCGGGAGAAGGCCAAAGCUGCGGGCCUCGCCAUCCGGCGAGCGGAGGCAGCAGACCGGGCCACGCAGGGCCGGUAUGACAAGCUGACAGCAAAACGGAAAGGGGCAGCAGGGGCGCCUGAAGAGCUAGGACACGCACCUGCUCCGAUUGAUGGUGGAGCGGUCAGGGGGGGCGGCAGCCGGGGGCGUGGAAGGGGCAGCCUGGGGCAGAAGGUGAUCCCGGUGCGUCGCAAGGACGGCGCCGCUGCUGUUGCUGCAGGCUUUGGGCUGGCACUGCCCAAGCGGCCCGGCCUGGCAGCCAGGAGGGGGGGAAAGACAGGCAUAGUGGUGGGCAGGGGAGGAGGGCGGGCAGCCAGGGGAGCAGCGGCUGUAGGCCGGGGGGGUGGAGGCAGGGGCAGGGGCGCAGUGCGCGGGAGGGGCAGGGGCCGGGGAAGAGGGGCGCCAGCGCCGUCAGCCGAGCAGCUGAACAGUGAUCUAGAUGCAUAUUUCUCAGAGGCAAAGAAAGAGUAGCUCAACUGAAUGUCAAUUUCCCAUGCGAAAUGAAAACGAAUUCAUUAGCUGGUGGUGGAAGUUCUUAGGACUCAGCACACUGGAUAGAAAGCAGCUUAGCUUCCACUCGGUUCUUCAGCCUGACAAGUAAUCCAGCGUCUUGUGUGUGCAUUGGGUUAAAGUAGUCCUGAUAGCGCUCUCCACCGGUGUCAGCUGGAGAGCAAGUUAUAUCGUUUCUUGGGGACCUUGUAUAUGUCUACCUUGUAUAUGUCUAGCAAGCCUGUCCUUCAACAUUGCAAUGAGGCUCGCCACACGGACUUGGCGGCGGA
Messenger RNA from Klebsormidium nitens, 917 nucleotides. The record is from the annotation of a GenBank genome assembly. NCBI's taxonomy places the organism in Eukaryota, Viridiplantae, Streptophyta, Klebsormidiophyceae, Klebsormidiales, Klebsormidiaceae.